Messenger RNA from Emiliania huxleyi CCMP1516, 591 nucleotides. RefSeq lists its product as hypothetical. Lineage: Eukaryota; Haptophyta; Isochrysidales; Noelaerhabdaceae. Gene Ontology annotation, molecular function: serine-type endopeptidase activity. The annotation marks the transcript as partial. Gene Ontology annotation, biological process: proteolysis. The transcript has a single exon. The record is from RefSeq and is a predicted model, not a curated record.
AUGGGCCAGGAAUGGGACAGCACGGAGUGGCACGAGGACGGAAUCUUCGAGCCGGGUCCGGGGCGGGGCGAUCACGGCACGCAUGUUGCGUCUGCAAUCGCGGGUGACCGUUUCGGCGUCGCAAAGGGCGCGACGGUGGUGCCGGUGCAGGUGUUGCAGAACAUCGUGCAGAAGGACAGUCAGGGGGAGGUGGACGAGCCCUUUGCGAGCGGCCCAACUUCACUCUUCCUUCUCGCGCUCGACUGGAUCGUCACUGACUUCACUGCCGCCGCCGCCAACACAACCUCGGGGCGGCGCGGUUGCGUCAUCAACCUCUCGUACGGCGGCAAGUUCUCAGGCGACGUGUACGGGUGGUUCUCGCUGCCCGAGGACGCGCUGGCGGCUGUCGAGGCGGCGGGGUGCGUUGUCAUCAAGGCGGCAGGCAACGACGGUGGCGCGGCCUGCAACACCUACCCGGCUGCCUCCCGGCAUGGCAUCUCGGUCGGCGCGACAGGCAAGCCGCGCCCGUUUGGGAGCGACCCGCUGCUGCCUUGGUCGAACCACGGCUGCUGCUCCGACAUCUUUGCGCCGGGCGAGUCCAUCCUCGCGGCG